Brugia malayi is the source of this 1515-nucleotide messenger RNA. RefSeq lists its product as uncharacterized. The record is from RefSeq and is a predicted model, not a curated record. The transcript has 8 exons. The coding region runs from base 1 to 1515 and encodes 504 amino acids. NCBI's taxonomy places the organism in Eukaryota, Metazoa, Nematoda, Chromadorea, Rhabditida, Onchocercidae.
AUGUUUUCAAGUGCAAUUCAGAAAUGUUGCAGUGCAUUCGCAUGCACUUCUACACUCGUUCCAGGAGUUGCAUCACAUUCAGGUCUGCACUUGCAGUCGAAUUCAGUACCAUCUGAUCAGUGUCAUUCGAUUGAUGCUUGUCUAAAAACAAAGCCUUCGUUCAAAAGAAAUUCUCAUGAUCUGCAAAAUGGAAAAUCACUGGUUAUGAAAAGUUUUCCGGAAUAUCCUGAAGAUGAUAAACUUCGGAUUCUGAAGGAAAAUCCGGAACAUUCUGAAAAGCGGAAUUUGGCACAACUCGUUUCACGAAAAGAAUUCUAUCUACGGGAAAACGAAGUUAAAAUGGCGAGAAAUACAGGCAUUGGCAUCGGUGACGAAAAAAUGGAAACAUAUCUGAUGAAUGCUCUACUUUCGAAAUCUCCGGAUGGAAGUACGCUCAGUGGUAUGAAUAUUGCUGUGUUUGAUUUGCAUUCAAGACGUUUUGCUGAACGAUUGCUAAAUGCCGGUGUUUCUAGUCUUUCCAUUAUUGAGACAUCUCAAUAUGAAGCUCAAAAAGCGAAGGAAUAUACAGAGAAGAUUCGAAAAAAGAAAGGAUUGAUAGUUGGAGCAUAUAGAGCUAACAUGGAAUCAUUAUUUCCACUUUGUACACGGAAGAAACAGAUAAUAUUCCCAGCUAAACUACUCUUCGCCAACCAACAGCUCAUGAAGAGUGCUAUUAAUCCGUUUAAGUUACUAAAAGAAAGUGCCGCACAAAUUGAUGACGAAUCCGGUAAUAAACAAAGAUUUGCACCGAUAAUAAUCGGUUGUUUACCAACAGUUAGUCAGCAGUCUAAUAUGCUUACUUCAAUGAUAUUUAAUUUAAUCAUGCAUUUAUGCGCUGUGAAGAAGGAUACAAUGUUUCAGUAUGGUGCUAUACAGCUUAUCACAUUUCUUUCAGCUAGCAAUUUUGUGCUGGCAACGUGUGCUGUGGAUCCCAAUAUGCAGUUCGUAUCGAAUGGAAUCAAACACAAAUCCUGGCUACUCAACAAAUUAUUUGCUGUUAAACCAUUAUCUGGUUACUCAGGAUUUCCAUAUAACACUUUUAGCCCCCCAUUUCCGCUAUCUAGUUCUUUCUCUUAUGAGAAAAAAUUUAAUUCGAUUGGUAUUAGGAACGAAAAUCUAUAUGGUGUGACAAUAGAACCGAAAAACGAAAUUGAUAUUGGUAAUCUGAAUUUAUUGGUCAGUUCGAAUGAGGAAAUUCUAAUGAAGUACGCAUUUUGGAUUACUUUUACAGGCAAGAUGACUGCUAAAACAAAAGUCGCCCAAAAACUCAGGGAAUGGCUUCCAAAAGCAAACAUAGAUCUAAGCUCUCUGGUUGAAUCCGAUGCUAAAGUUGCUGAUUUGAAACUGGAAGAUUUCGAUAAAAUAUUUUCUUUGUUGCAUAUAGAGUUGAACGAUGAUUUUGCGCAUAUUGGUGAGCUAAGGAAUUUUUACGCUCACUUCAGGCCUGCAAUUGAAAAUGCUAAAUUUGCCGAUUAA